This is a messenger RNA of Osmerus eperlanus (European smelt), 4700 nucleotides long. It is a transcript of the gene paqr9, whose product is annotated as progestin and adipoQ receptor family member 9. The record is from RefSeq and is a predicted model, not a curated record. The transcript has a single exon. Gene Ontology annotation, molecular function: signaling receptor activity. Lineage: Eukaryota; Metazoa; Chordata; Actinopteri; Osmeriformes; Osmeridae. Gene Ontology annotation, cellular component: membrane. The coding region runs from base 1564 to 2754 and encodes 396 amino acids.
GUUCAGCUUUCGUGUCAGUGAGCAAGUGUGCGUUUGGCUCGCAGCCACACACAGCGGCGAGAGAACAGUGCAGAGAGGGGUAGGCUACACACACACGGCACCGGGAUUACCUAAUGCCGAUGUACUGCGCAUUUUAAACAGAUAACGGCGGUGUUUGAGACUGAAGUGUAACGGGACAAUUAUUUCUCCAGAACAAUGUUGACUGACAUGGGAUACAAAUAGGCUACUGUGCACGUCAUUCCAAUGCAGCUAUCUUGCUCUGAUCGUAUUUUGCGCGCCUGUCAAGGACGAAGAGGAACAGAAAAUAGAGAAGCAGACAUUUAGAAAUACAGAGAAACGAGUAGUGUGUGCUGACUCGCUGAGUUAUUGUGGUCUGUUGUAUAGACCCGCACAUAUCUCAGUGCUUUCAGAGUAACCAACCGGCUCGUGGAACAGAAAAAGCCGGCCGGUGGCACGGGACUAGUGAGAUAGGUAGAAUAACGUUCGGUGAAUGCUUUUUGCUACAACCAUUGUUACCAAGAGGAUCAAAUAUGAACGCACUAUUUGCCGACUCUGUUCAUGCUUUUCAUUUAGGUCAACCUGCUUAAAACGAACGUGACCGUUUUACUGGACUACGGGCUAGCAUAGCCUGCCUCUAAUCCGUCUCUACACACAUAUUAUAAGGGAAUCCAUUCAGCAGUCCACAGGCUUGUGAAAGCCGAGGUUAGUAAAUGGAUAUGACAUGUGAAUUCAAGAGUAAAGGACUAUGAAUAACAGUGGUCUGAGUUGUUCGGAGUUCCUCAGAUAGCCCCACGCGUAUGCGUGGCCCACAUGACCUACUUUGACGGAGAGAAGCUUCGCUAGGAUGUUCUCUCGAGGACCCGACCGCUGCGUAGUACAGGAAACAACUGAGGUGUGAAGUACAGAUGAACUUGAAUGACGAGGAGAAGUAGCCUUGUCUCUGUUCUUAGAUGUCCGUUUUGUCCGUUGCCUAUCGGAAAAAUAUUUAAAAACUGGCUUUAUUGUAGGCAUGUAAUGUAAGAUAGUUAACCUUAUCUACACUAUGUUAAAUACCACCAUGUGCCACAGGGCUGCAAAACAGGAUGAAAUAUUAACCCAGUUGUUGUUGGAUGUGCUGUUGACCUUUUGUACUAUUCUGCCUAAGGCCAAGGGGGCAACUGAAUGGAAAAAUUAGUACAAGUAAGGAGAUCGACCUUUUCCUAUUUCCUGGCAUCCCGUAUACCCUGUCACAUUUCUCUGUACAGUUUGACAUUAAACUUCAGCUAACUCAGGGAAUACUUUGAAUAAUGACAGGGCCUUUGGUGGGGCUUUACAGGUGACAGUUUAUGGAGCAUGCACAGUAAGAAGCCCUUAGCACUGCAGUUGAGCUCUAAGGCUCUAAGAACAGGACAGAAGCGUAUUUUCCUUAUCUAAUCAAUAGUCACCACCUGUUACACCGAACAUUAUGUAGUCAAGCAAUAAACAGAUAACUACAGUGUAAUAACUGCAUUAGGUAAACAUUUCAAAUACAUUUACUGAAGCCAACUAAUCAAUAUAGACCGUCCUGCUUUUUGACCAAUCAUCAUGUUCCUCAACUGUGGCCAUUCUGGUCAGUCUCUGCCUCUCCUGAGGCACACAGACGUGCCUCACCGCGUGACAGAGUCCUUCAUCCUCUCCGGCUACCGCUUCCCCAACUACAGCUUCCGGGACUGCCUCAAGUCAGCCUUCCGGCCCACCAAUGAGACCGGGAACUUCUGGACCCACUUCCUGCCCGUGUUUGUGUUUGCCUUUUACUUUGCCGAACCGUUUGGUUGGGAGGGCGCCCCCCCAGGGGACAGCCCCUUCUUCUACCCGCUGUGGAACUACUUCAUUGGGGUGUUCUGUCUGCUCAUGACCAGCAGCAUGGCCCACCUUCUGAACUCAAUGUCUCUGGUGAUUCGAGAAGUAUGCUUCUUCGUGGAUUACGGUACUAUCAGUGCCUACACCGUCGGGUCAUCGCUGGCGUACUACUACUACAUCCAUCCCAGAGCAGGGAUAUUGGAUUUGGGCGUCGCAGGACUCAACGAAACGUCUGCCCGCCUUCCAACGUCCUCUUCGUCCUCCCCCUCGGCGCCCGCGUGGAUCGCUCUGCCCGAGUUCACCGUGUUCUUUGAGGUCCUCUACAUCCCGGGCUCGUGUGUGGUCGCCAUCAUCUGCGUCCUAGCGUGCUGCAACACGCGCCAGCACUGGAGGACCUACCGCUACGUCAUCCGCACCCUGGUCUUCCUCCUCCCCUUCCUGGUCUCCUCCACCCCCAUCUUCUACCGCCUUCUCGCCGACUCGCCGUACCCCGUGGCGUCCUCCUCCUUCGCCUCCUCGGCCUCCACGGCGCUGUACUUCUACCGCCACUGCCUGUGGCUGGUGGUGUCGGCGCUGUUCAACAUGAGCAAGAUCCCCGAGCGGCUGUCGCCGGGGCUCUUCGACAUCUGGGGCCACAGCCACCAGUGGUUCCACUGCUGCACCUUCCUCUCCAUCCUGGACGAGCUGCACAUGAUCAAGGCCGAGCUGAGGGCCGUCCUGCUCCACCCGUCCCUGGUGCUGAGCCCCGCCGUGCCGCCACGCCUGCCCGGCCCCACCGUCGUCUCCACCUACGGGGUGAUGGUCCUGCUGCAGGUCACCAUCGCCUCCAUCAUCGCCUGGUUCUCCUGGGGGGCCAGUCGCAUCUACGGGCCGGAGAGGGACCGUCUGGAGGAGGAGCAGCGUGUGAAGGAGGGCGGCGACAAGAAGUGCCAUUGAGCUUUGAUGCGUUCUGACGUUUGUGGAUCGAAUGGGGGUUUUUUCGGUGAUGACUUUGCACUUAGUAGAGCGAUAGAUGAUGGAAACGCACAAAUACGAUUAAAAUAAGACUUAUGUUUUUUCUUUGAUGUGGAUGUUGGCUGUUGUCUCCCAAUUGUAACUAUGUUCGCUGUGCCCCCCCAAUGCUCAAGCAAGUCAAUAGAGAGAAUUUCGUGUCAGGUGCUUGGUCAGGUUUACCGCAGGAUAGCUGCUUUGCUAGGUGUAUACUGCAGAACUGUCUUGGAAGUUUCUCUUCCUCUAAGGGUUGUGAAAUGAUAGUGUUUUGUAGAGCAGAGGAACAAUACCUUCCCUAAGGGCUUCCUUUAGGUUGGAGGAGAGCAGACUUGUACAGAAAUCCCUUGGAGACGCCUGAUUCUUACAUAACAACCUGUGAACAAUGGUGGUUAAAUUUCAGCCUUUUGUGUUCGCACACUUUUUUCUCUCUCUCUCUGUUCUCUCCUUCUCAGUACUGUAGUUCAGCAUUGCUCUUCAUAUCUUUCUCUCUCUCUGACUUCUUCUCUGUCAAACGCACACACAUACAUGCUCAUUUCCUGUCUGUUUCACAUGAACGGUUAUAUCAGGAAGUGGGGAAGCUUAACUAAGCCCAGUCAACACCACAGACUUAGACCUGUCUUACAUAAAUGCACUUCGUAGAAUCUUCCCCUCUCCUUCAAAUGCACGGUGGUUUUUUUCUGUCUUCGCAGCCAUUCAGUUGUCCUCCGAACGUAAUGUACUGUACAGUGACGUACUGUAAAGCAUGCUAUUCCACGUACAAUUAUGACAUGCAUUAUUACAUACUACACGUGUUAUCAAGUUGACCUUUGAUUUUCCAAACCUAAACCUCAGGUUUUUAUUGCGAUCUAAACCCCACAGAUUAUUGUAACGCAUGAAUAGCACUGUACUCUCGACGCCGAACUCUCUCUGUACUUUCUUUAGGAGGAUGACAAGCGGAAAGGGAGUGGGCCCUUUCCCAUGUUUUGGACCCCACAUAGUAGGAUGUCUGUGUAGAACAGAAGCCAUAGUAGAGUAUGGAGGCCUUUUAUACGAAGCCAUUACCGAUUGUCUGAUUAAGGUCGUUAAAAUGCAGACAGUGCGAUAUAACGCCAGGGGCUUCCUGGAUAGAUUUGGACACAACAUGUAAGGUUUCAUUCAGGUGUUGCUGUGGAGAUACCGAAAACCAACCCACAGGUCUAUUGAUUAAUCAGACCGUCUCACAUCUGCAUGAAUUAAUCAAUACUUUUCUGUAUUUUUAAUAGGAAUAUAAUCACUAAAGUGGUUUAUUUAGACUUGACUUGAAACUCCGUUGCUAUUAAAUGUGAGUUUUUUUAGACUCAACAUUAUAUUCUAAUCUGCCCAAAUAUGUUUGGGUUUCCUCUAAGCACUUAAUUGUAGAAACUGCUGUUGUGUUUGUUGGUAUUUUUCUGUCAUGGCAAGAAGAUAUUUACAGUAUUUUCCACUGUAAUCAUUAAGAGUUUUAAGAUCUGUCUUUAAGUGAGCUUGAUCAUGUGUAAAAUUGUGCAAGAUUGUGACCAGGUGUCUUUCUAAAAGAGCAAGUAGAGUUAGACAAAACUGUCACCACCUUGACUCUGAAAUUGGCCGCAUCUGGAGUUUCUCUGGAAUGGACUAGAUCUAUUCUAAGGUUGCUGAACUUGAUUUGUGUGUUUGUCCUUGAGAGUGUUGGGCUUGUCUCACACUCCAGGUUUGUUUGCAUAGUGGACCAGGUCAGUCUCAUAUAAAAGAGAUUAAAGCAUUGUUAAAUAUAUUAUAAUGUGGAGAAAAAACCCAUUGAGACAAUGUGGAUAUUUUGUCAUGUCACGUAAUUGUUUUAUGUUGUGUGUACUUUGUCGGAGUGUUUAACUGAAUCUGCUGCAGCCUACUGUAUGUAGUGUAAUUACACAAAGGCCUGU